Molecule: messenger RNA, 2853 nt
Organism: Rhododendron vialii
Lineage: Eukaryota; Viridiplantae; Streptophyta; Magnoliopsida; Ericales; Ericaceae
Product: pentatricopeptide repeat-containing protein At4g39952, mitochondrial-like
Exons: 1
Coding region: 145-2472 (775 amino acids)
Biological process (GO): RNA modification
Molecular function (GO): protein binding; RNA binding
Source: RefSeq, a predicted model, not a curated record
GAGAUUUUUGACCGGAUGAAAUUCAGAACCUGGGAGAAAGAAGAAAGGAAGAAAAGUUGGGCGUUGGUCGGGGAGAAGAUGAUGAAACCGCUUAGGUUUCUCUUUCUUGCGUGACAACAUAAGGUAGAACCAGAAUGGAGACGGAUGGUUCGAUUCAAACCAAAUCACCUCUACACACGUUGUUUAUCCACAUCUUCAACAUCUAAUUCAACUCCCUACCUCAAUUCCCACUUCACCUUCUUCCUUUCCAACCAAAUCCCAGACCCCAAAUCCCUCCUCCAAACCCACGCCUUCAUUAUCACAAGCGGCCACGCUAACAACCCCUUCUUAGCAUCAAAGCUCAUUUCCCUCUACGCUUCUCUCAACAAACCCACCUUUUCCUCCAAAGUUUUCCAUUCAGUUCAAUCCAAAGAUGCCUUUCUAUGGAACACUGUUAUCAAAUCCCAAUUCUCCAAUGGGUGUUACUUAAAAGCCCUUGAUUUUUACCUCCAAAUGCGAACGUCUUAUAUUCUACCAACCCAUUUCACAAUUCCUUUGGUUGUUUCUUCUAGUGCUGAGCUGUUGUUGUUGAAAAGGGGUAUGGAAAUACAUGGGUUAGUUACAAAACUUGGGUUUAUCGCGGGUAAUUCUGCAGUUGGGUCUUCGUUUAUUUACUUUUACUCGAUGUGUGGUUGUGUGGAGGAUGCGGCUCUUGUGUUCGACAAAAUGCCAAUGAGGGAUGUGGUUGCUUGGACCGCGCUUGUUAUUGGGUACGUGCAGAAUGACGAGAGUGAGAAGGGUUUGGAGCGUCUUUGUGAAAUGCAUAGGGUUCGUGGGGAUGGGGAGAGGCCAAAUUCUAGAACAUUAGAAGGUGGGUUUCAAGCUUGUGGGAAUUUGGGUGCUUUGUUAGAAGGGAAAUGCUUACAUGGAUUAGCGGUGAAGACUGGAAUUGUGUUUACAAAUGUUGUGCAAUCAUCAGUUUUGUCUAUGUAUGCUAAGUGUGGGACUCCUGGGGAAGCUUACCUUUCAUUUUGUGAAGUUGAUCAUAAGGAUCUUAUAUCAUGGACGUCAAUUAUUAGUGUUUAUUCAAGAUAUGGGUGGAGUUCCGAGUGCUUGCAUCUAUUUUGGCAAAUGCAGGUUACUGGAGUAUAUCCCGAUGGAGUUGUUAUCAGUUGUCUGCUUCGGGGGUUUGGUAAUUCAAUGAGGGUCUCCGAAGGAAAAGUUUUUCAUGGGAUAAUCUUGAGGUGCAAUUAUAUAACUGAUCAGAUGGUAAAAAAUGCCUUAUUGUCAAUGUAUUGUACGUUUGGACUUUUUUCUAUUGCAGAGAAGCUUUUUGAUAGAGUACGAGACAGGGACAAAGAGUUAUGGAAUACUAUGGUUUUUGAGUAUAGUAAGGUAGGACAGGAAUCAAGGUGCUUAGAACUGUUUACAGAAAUGCAACAUCUAGGUAUUGAAUUUGAUUCAAAUAGUCUGGUAUCUGUGGUUUCUUCGUGUUCACGAUUGGGGGCAACCCGUUUAGGUCGGUCACUUCAUUGUUACGUGAUUAAAAGUUUAAUGCAUGAGAACGUCUCCAUUGCCAAUUCGCUUAUAGACAUGUAUGGUAAAAGUGGAAACUCAGUCAUUGCAUGGAAGAUAUUCAGUCGGGCACGGAAGGAUACUGUCACAUGGAACACAUUGAUUUCAUCUUACAGUCAUAGUGGGCGUUCUACUGAUGCUUUAGGUCUCUUUGAUAAAAUGGUCUCAGCAGGCUUCAAGCCUAAUGUAGCAACACUGGUUACCAUUCUGUCUGCUUGUUCCCAUAUUGCAUCUCUAGAGAAAGGAGAACAAAUUCAUGGUUAUGCCAUGGAUGAAGGAUUUGAGCUUGAUAUAUCUCUUUCCACUGCAUUGGUUGAUAUGUAUGCAAAAUGCGGGCAGCUUGACAAAUCAAGGAAAAUCUUUGAUGCAAUUAAAGAAAAAGAUGCUAUUUCUUGGAAUGUGAUGAUCUCUGGUUAUGGAAUGCAUGGAGAUGCAGAAUCUGCAAUAGAAAUCUUCCAGCAGAUGAAACAGUCAAACGUCAGACCAAAUGAGCUUACGUUUCUUGCAGUUCUCUCUGCUUGUACUCAUGCAGGGCUUGUUGGAGAAGGGAAAUGCUUCUUUGACAGAAUGGGGGACUAUGCUCUGUCGCCAAAUCUGAAGCACUAUUCUUGUAUGGUUGAUCUCCUUGGGAGAUCAGGAAAUCUGCACGAAGCUGAAGAUUUGGUUCUUUCAAUGCCUAUAGCGCCCGAUGGGGUUAUUUGGGGUUCGUUGUUAAGUGCUUGCAAGAUACACAACAAUGCUGAGUUUGGUAUUAGGGUUGCAAAACAUGCUAUUGAAGCUGACCCAGAAAACGAGGGCUAUUAUGUGAUGAUUGCUGAUCUUUAUCUCUCUCUUGGGAGGUGGGAUGAGGCAGAAAAUGUGAGAGCAAAAAUGAAGGAAAUGGGCGUGAGAACAAGAGCAGGUUGGAGUACAGUAUAAGCAAACAAAGAGUAGGGCUUCUAUCUCCGACAACCACUGCUGCUGGUGUCAGUAUUCUCAGUUGGAUGGUUUCAAGAAUGCAACAUUGUCCUUUCCCAUCCCAAAAGUUUACUCUACCUGGAAAACGGCCAAGAAUGGCAGCUGUGAUGGGGUUGCAGGUAGGAUCACAUUUAUCUCGCAUAAGGACCCAUUUUUCCCAUCUAGUAGCCGACUAAGGGCUGCUGAUGAAGCGCCAAAAGAAGGUGAACAAUCUCAUGGCAAAGGGUCAUAAUAGGUCUCAGAUGCCAAAAUUGAUGAAGUACAAGCGAGAAAGAUGGGGAAACACUGAGCAGGGAAGGGGAAAAGAUGCAACAGAGGUGGAGAUGGAGCACAGAAGUGAAG